Solanum tuberosum (potato) is the source of this 2686-nucleotide messenger RNA. RefSeq names its product probable leucine-rich repeat receptor-like protein kinase At1g35710. The coding region runs from base 1 to 2670 and encodes 889 amino acids. NCBI's taxonomy places the organism in Eukaryota, Viridiplantae, Streptophyta, Magnoliopsida, Solanales, Solanaceae. Gene Ontology annotation, molecular function: protein binding. The record is from RefSeq and is a predicted model, not a curated record. The transcript is spliced from 2 exons.
AUGAUGAUGGUUUCUAGCAAAACAUUCUCUUCACUUCAGCUUUUCACUCUAUUCUACCUCUUUACGGUUGCAUUUGCUUCCACUGAGGAAACAACUGCCCUCUUAAAAUGGAAAGCAACUUUCAAGAACCAGAACAACUCCUUAUUCGCUUCAUGGACACCAAGUUCUAACUCAUGCAGGGAUUGGUAUGGAGUUAUAUGCUUUAACGGUAGAGUAAACAUGUUGAAUAUUACAAAUACUAGUGUCAUUGGUACACUCGAUGAUUUUCCAUUUUCAUCUCUCCCUUUUCUUGAGUAUCUUGAUCUUAGCAUGAACUAUUUCUCUGACACCAUUCCACCUGACAUUGGUAAACUCACUAAUCUUAUUUGUCUUGAUUUGUCAAGUAAUCAGAUUUCAGGUACAGUACCACCACAAAUCGGCUCACUAGCCAAGCUUCAAAGCCUCCAUAUGUUUGACAACCAUUUAAAUGGUUUCAUUCCUGAAGAAAUAGGUUACCUAAGGUUUCUUACUGAUCUACGUUUGAACGAUAACAUUCUUAAUGGUUCUAUUCCUGCUUCAUUGGGGAAUUUGAACAACUUGACUAUUCUACGUCUUGAUGAUAAUCACCUUUCUGGCCCUAUUCCUGAAGAAAUAGGUUACCUAAGGUCUCUUACUGAUCUGCGGUUGUACACUAACUCUCUUAAUGGUUCUAUUCCUGCUUCAUUGGGGAAUUUGAACAACUUGACUAUUCUGCGUCUUGAUGAUAAUCACCUAUUUGGCUUUAUUCCUGAAGAAAUAGGCUACCUAAGGUCUCUUACUCAUCUAGAUUUGUGUUCUAACACUCUUGAUGGUUCUAUUCCAACUUCAUUGGGGAAUUUGACCAACUUGUCUGUCUUGUAUCUUGAUGGUAAUCACCUUUCUGGCCCUAUCCCUGAAGAAAUAGGUUAUCUAAGGUUUCUUACUGAUCUACAGUUGUACAAUAACUCUCUUAAUGGUUCUAUUCCUGCUUCAUUGGGGAAUUUGAGAAACUUGCAAGUUCUGUCUCUCCAACAAAACAAUCUGAUAGAGGAAAUUCCUUCAUCUAUUUGCAAUUUAUCAUUGCUGACAAUCCUGUAUUUGUCGAGAAACAACUUGAAAGGAAAAAAUCUGCAAUGCAUGGGUAAUAUCAGUGCCCUCCAGUAUGUGAUAAUGUCAGAUAAUAAUCUCAGUGGAGAGCUCCAUCCGUCUAUUUGCAAUUUAACAUCACUGCAAAUUCUAGAUUUGGGUAGAAACAAUCUAAAGGGAGAAAUUCCGCAAUGUUUUGGCAACAUGAGUGGUCAUCUUGAGGUUCUGGAUAUGCAACACAACAAUCUUUCUGGAACUAUUCCAACAAUCCUGUAUUUGUCGAGAAACAACUUGAAAGGAAAAAAUCUGCAAUGCAUGGGUAAUAUCAGUGCCCUCCAGUAUGUGAUAAUGUCAGAUAAUAAUCUCAGUGGAGAGCUCCAUCCGUCUAUUUGCAAUUUAACAUCACUGCAAAUUCUAGAUUUGGGUAGAAACAAUCUAAAGGGAGAAAUUCCGCAAUGUUUUGGCAACAUGAGUGGUCAUCUUGAGGUUCUGGAUAUGCAACACAACAAUCUUUCUGGAACUCUUCCAACAACUUUUAGGGCUGGAACACUUAGAAGCUUCAACUUGCAUGGCAAUAAACUUAAGGGGGAAAUUCCCCAAUCUUUGGUCAAUUGCAAAGAGAUGCAAGUUUUUGAUUUAGGAGAUAAUCACCUCAACGACACAUUCCCGAUGUGGUUGGGAACUCUUCCUAAGUUGAGAAUUUUAAGCUUGAGAUCGAAUAAGUUGCAUGGACCGAUUAGAACUUUAGGAAGUGAAAACAUUUUUAAUGAGCUUCGAAUGUUGGAUAUCUCUUCCAAUGCCUUCACGGAAAACUUACCGAUGAGUCUGUUACAACAUUUAAAAGCCAUGAGGACAAUUGAUCAAACGAUGAAUGCACCAAGUGAUGAAGGAGGUGAAUAUUACCAAGACUCGGUAGCUGUCGUAACAAAGGGAUUGGAGCUUGAAGUUGUGAGAAUCUUGUUUUUGUACACCACUAUCGAUUUUUCAGACAAUAAGUUUGAAGGACAUAUUCCAAGUAUUAUGGGAGAUCUCAUUGCACUUCGCAUGCUUAAUUUAUCUCAUAAUGGAUUGCAAGGUCAUAUACCGCCAUCACUUGGAAGAUUAACUUUGGUUGAAUCACUGGACCUGUCAAGUAACCACCUUGUAGGAGAGAUACCAGCACAAUUUGCUUCUCUAACUUCUCUUGCAGUCUUAAAUCUCUCCUACAAUCAUCUCGAAGGGUGCAUUCCUCAAGGAAAUCAAUUUCAUACCUUUGACAACAAUUCAUAUGUAGGUAAUGAUGGAUUACGUGGAUUCCCACAUUUGAAAGGCUGUGGUACUGAAGGUAAUGAUUCAGAAUCAGAGAAAACUGAUACCGGAUCUGAGCUUGAUGAAGAAAGCAACUCUGAAUUUCUGAAUGAUUUUUGGAAAGCUGCUCUUAUGGGGUAUGGAAGUGGACUCUGUAUUGGAUUAUCCAUUAUAUAUCUCAUGAUUUCAACUGGAAAACCGAUAUGGCUUGCAAGAAUCAUUGUGGAGCUGGAGCAUAAAAUUAUGAUGGGAAGAAGAAAGAAGCAGCGAAAGCAAAGGAGUUACAGAAGAAGCAAAUAAUCGGAUGUAGAAGAGU